Aspergillus heteromorphus CBS 117.55 is the source of this 1169-nucleotide messenger RNA. Its product is annotated as putative RNA polymerase II Elongator complex associated protein Kti12. The transcript has 4 exons. Bases 33 to 1115 code for a protein of 360 amino acids. The record is from RefSeq and is a predicted model, not a curated record. Lineage: Eukaryota; Fungi; Ascomycota; Eurotiomycetes; Eurotiales; Aspergillaceae.
CUCAACCACCAACCCCUUUCACGUCCAUCAGCAUGCCGCUCAUUGUCUUGACUGGUUACCCGUGUUCCGGGCUCAGCUACCGCGCGCGCCAACUCGCGGACCAGCUCGAAGCCGCCCAAACCGAUCUCUUCACCGCAGGCAUUCUCCCUCCCUCAAAGCCUCGCUACAACAUCCAUGUCGUCCCUACCCACGAUCCCUCCCACCCGAGAACGGUGUACGACCAUGCGCGCACAGAGAAGGAGUCGCGCGGCGUCGCAUACGCCCGCGCGAAGCGCUUUCUCGGGACAAACAGCUUCGUGAUCCUCGAUGGAAUGAACUACAUCAAGGGUUAUCGGUACCAGCUUUGGUGCGAAGCAAAGGCACUCGGAACAACAUGCUGUGUGGUCCACGUCGGCACACCUAUUGACCAAUGCCCCAGCAUCCACAGCCGCUGGGACAAACCCCUCUUCACGGUUCCUUGGAGCGACGCCUCCCCCCCAAUCGCCGAGAUCUGGACCGCCCUAACAGGCAUCCCGCACCCCUCCACCCUCAACCUCUCCCCAACCCCCGCUGCGGAGCAAGAAAAACCCACCGCACUCUCCUCCCUCGUCACCUCUCUCUCAUCCACGCACCUCUCCCCCUCCUCUGCAGCAAGCACCACCACCACCGCAGCCCCCUCCUCCCUCCGCUCCAACCGCCCCAAAAUCAGACCCCACCAAGCAACCGCCAUGCCCGCCGCCACCGACUCCUCCGCCCUCUACAGCAUGGAGAAGCGCACCUCCGCCAUCGUCACCGCAAUCCGGGGCUUCACGCUCACCAACCCGUCCGCUGAAGCUGCGCUCGCGCAGAGCGAUGACGGCCGGGGCCUCACCAUCCCCGUGCCCGAGGCCUCGAUCCCGGUUUUCAUCCCCGCGCAUGUUGCUACCGCCGGCUCGACAGAUGAGUUGGCUGCCGCGGGAGGCAUACUCGCUCUCCCGCGGUUGCAGCGUCUACGUAGGCAGUGGAUCGCCUUGAAUCGCGCGUAUGUCAUGGGGACGCAUGCGGCGAGUAAGGGCGGAGGCUUGAGUCCGGAGCAGGUGCCUGAUGCGUUUGUGAGGUUUUUGAAUGCUGAGUUUGGGGCGGAGGAGGAGGUGUAAGCAUACAGGGUAGAUGAAUACUAGAUUGUGGGUUUGUGUUACGUUACUGUUGUG